AUGGCCGUCUCUCAGAUCACCUUGCUCCUGUUUGUCUCUGAUCUGAAUUCUGCUCUGAACGAAGCUGUUCUGAGGUCGAGGAACAUCAAGCUCAUCGUCAACGCCAGCAACAUCCAGGGAGUCACCUACCCACAGAUCCCUGGGCUGGAGGUGGUCCAUGUCCCGGUGCAGGACGUCCCUCACGCGCCCCUGGACCAGUAUUUUGCCUUAGUGUCAGAGAGGAUCCACCACAGCAUCACCCAGGGGCAGGCCUGUCUACUGCACUGUGUGUCCGGGAGGAGCCGAUCUCCUGCUCUGGUCAUUGCCUACGUCAUGAGGUUCUUGUCCCUGUCUCUGGUUCAGGCUCAUGUCUUGGUUCAGGAGAGGCGUCCGUUCAUUCACAUAAACGCAGGAUUCUGGAGACAACUGUUGAACUACGAGCUGUUGCUGCGCACCGCGGGAUCAGAUGAAGACCGACCUGGUCUGGAGCAGGACUUAAAGGAAGCAGAGCCUCAGACCUCUUGUGUGUGA
Messenger RNA from Knipowitschia caucasica, 510 nucleotides. The record is from the annotation of a GenBank genome assembly. NCBI's taxonomy places the organism in Eukaryota, Metazoa, Chordata, Actinopteri, Gobiiformes, Gobiidae.